AUAUCAGUUAUAGCAAGCCUAGCUCCUCUUUCCCGUUUUGUCAACAAAAUUUUGAAAUUCCAUCACCAUGCUGGUGAGCUGCCCGUUGGCUUGUCCAGUUGAGAAACUGGUCACGGAACUCAAGAAGCACCACGUGAUUCCCCGCCUGCUUGCCUGCAAGCCAACAAAGGUGAUCAGUGUGCUAUAUCCCUGCGAUAUCGACAUCAAGCCGGGCAUUAUGAUAGUGAUUAAUGAGACGCUGAAGCAACCGAUCAUUCGGUUCAAGGCCGAUCCGGAGCACUUUCACACGCUGAUGAUGGUCGACUUGGACGUGCCGCCGGACAAUCAUACGGAGUGGCUCAUUUGGAUGGUGGGUAAUAUUCCGGGCUGCGAUGUCGCCAUGGGGCAGACGCUUGUCGCCUACGACAACCGGCGGACCAUCCACGGCAGUAACGUCCAUCGUAUCGUCUUCCUGGCCUUCAAGCAGUAUCUGGAGCUCGAUUUCGACGAGACUUUCGUUCCCGAGGGCGAGGAAAAGGGUCGUGCCACCUUCAAUUGCCACAAUUUUGCAAGAAAGUAUGCGCUGGGCAAUCCGAUGGCUGCCAAUUUCUAUCUGGUGGAAUGGUUGUGGCGAUGGACACCAACUUUCCUUGUCUCGGAACAUGAAUUCGAACAUUUGAAUGAAAAUGAAAAUGAAUAAAA
Molecule: messenger RNA, 681 nt
Organism: Drosophila mauritiana
Lineage: Eukaryota; Metazoa; Arthropoda; Insecta; Diptera; Drosophilidae
Product: protein D2
Exons: 1
Coding region: 68-679 (203 amino acids)
Source: RefSeq, a predicted model, not a curated record